UAAGCAAUAGCAACAUAGCUGUAUUUAAGGACCAACAUUGCAUUGGGUGUGACAGUUGUGGCAGUUAUCACCACUACCAACAUGCAAGUUUUGAGAUGGCCAGAAUGUUCUGAUAUUAUUCACAAUGAGAUAAUAUUUUUAUUUCAAAAAACAGCUCUGGUGUAGAUUUGGCAGCUCUACUCAAAAUUAUUUACUUUAUGGUUAUAAAAGUAAACAGGACAAAUAGAUAAAACAAAGCAAAUCAGCUAGUUAAACUUCCUAGUGCCAUCUUUCGUCUCAAUUGCAUGUUAUAUUUAUUUCAAUGUAAAAUUUACAUUUCUAGGGCCAAUUUUAUGAUUAAAAUAGCUUCAAAACUUACUGAAUUUCCACAGAAGUAGCUAUAUUGCCUGCUUGGAAACAUUGCUCAUGUAUCAAUUUAAUUAAUCAAAAAGUAGAAGCGUUAUUUAGGAAAAAUUCUUGAAAAAAUUAACAUAGAGGACAUGUGGCGGAGGGCAAUAUUUUUUUAAAAAAUCUACGAAAUAUUUGCUGCAUAUUCUGAGUUCUAGUGCCAGUGAGAUAGGUAUUAUGAUAGAUCAUACUCUGAAGUUGGGUACAUACAACCAUGAAGUGUUUCCAGUGGAAAGGAAAGUAUUAGUGAUUUAUAUACAUAGUCGUUAGCCGGUGGCAAAUCCACGGGUUCGCCCGUCCUUUUUAUACCGCAUUGCGUUCUUCUCGCUAUUGCGCAGCUAAGCUACCAUUUUGCGUGACAGACAGACAGACGUAUAUGGGCAUUAUAAUAUAGAUAUUUUGUGGUUAAAAAAAUCACAUAAUUUAUAAGGGUUAUUUUCAGAAUGCAUACUGUUUUCAGACCAUUUGUCCAUGUUUUUUAGUCGUAAUACUAUUGUUCACCAAUAAUAUUCAGUUUCAACAAUUGCUCUUUAAGGGAACGUUAUGAAAGAUGGAGGAAAGGGAAGAUCAGACACAGACUGUUCCUUUAAACAAUAUUGAAGAUAAUGCAACCAAUACUUUACAGCAAUCUGAUGAAGAAGAUAAUGAAUUACAAUUUAAAUAUGCAAUGUGUAAAUAUUGCAAGGGGAUUAUUUCAAGAUUAGCAAAGAAGAGUGCCAUCCAUUGUUCUAAAGUCUGCAUAGAAACCAACAAAGUGGUUCCAAACGAUUCGGCUGAUUCUGGUACUAGUGAAGGAAAAGGAUCUUUUUCCGGUAAAGAUUUAAGCUAUUAUCUUGAAGUUAUCAAGGAAAAAGCUGCUCCACCAUCUUCUUUCUUUCAGAUCACAGAGAAUGUCGAUGGACUGGAACCAGGAAUGAAACUCGAAGCUAUUGAUAUAAAUAAUCCAGUUAAUUACUGUGUCGCAACAGUAAUAAAAAUUAUUGGACAUCGACUUCGCAUACGUUAUGAUGGCUUUGGUGCUGAAUCAAAAUACGACUUCUGGUGUAACUUCCAAGCUGAGGAGUUAUUUCCAAUUGGUUGGUGUGCUAGUAAAGGCUACCCUCUUCAGCCACCUAAAGGUAUUGAUGGCACGUCAGCAGAAUGGAAAGCAUUUCUAACCAGAACUCUUACUGGUGCUCUGGCUGCUCCGAUGAGUUUAUUUAGAAAGCCUGAGUUAAGAAGACAAUUGCGUUGUCAUCCUUACUUGCAUGGCAACAAAGUCGAAGUUAUACACCCAAAAAGAUCUGAUCUUAUUGUUCCUGGUACAAUUACAAAAUCACUUGGUCCAUACUACUUUUUGGUAUCAAGUGACCCUUUACCUGGUUUACCAAGCUAUAUGUUUUAUGGCUAUGCUGAUUGUCCAAAUGUAUAUCCUGUCGGUUGGUGUGAGUCCAGAGGAUUAGAACUAUUUAUUCCUCCAAAAGAUUCUUCACAAGAUUUAAAGAUGAUUAGAAGACUGGAUAAUUUGGUGGAAAUGACCAGUCAUGGUGGAAAGAGAAACAAGUUAAAUCCAUUGAAAAUAGGUUAUAAAGUAGAAGCAAUGGAUAGUAAUGUUGUACGGAUUGCAACAGUUGCCGAAGUGUUUGGACGUGUUGCAAUGUUGUCUUUUGAUGGUACAAACAGAAAAAAGUUCAUUGACAAAUGUGCAACAGAUGUCUUUCCAGUUGGCUGGUGUGAACGUACAGAAAUUGUGUUGCUAACUCCAUAUGGUCCAAUUAACUUUCAAAAGCCUCCACCUGAAGUUAAAAAGAAAAAACGCCAUGAUGAUAUCAGUUCAGCAUCAUUCACUUCAUUCCAGGAAUUAACUGUGCCAAUAUCACCAGUAAUAACAGCAUCUAACCAUGAUGAAGGAGAUGCAUCUGUUUCGACAACACACCAUUCUCUAGCCUCUCCAUCAUUGGUACAACCACCACCCAUACCAAACUUAUCGUCAAUGUCAUCAAAAGAAACAAAAAUGGAAUCGGAUUGUCACAGUAUGGAACCAACUGCAGCAGACAUGGAUUUGGAUGUACCCUUUUCUCCAAAAAGCCCUUUAAAUAAUGACAAACAAAAACAUGACAUGGAGAAGUUUGUUGUUUGGUUACUGAACAAUUUUGAGUAUACUUCAAGUGAUGCACAUUGCAUUGUGAAGCCUGAUUUGGUGGACAACUUUGUAAAAAACACAAACAUCAAAUUAUCACCCCGCUGGUUUGCGUUGAUUUACAAACUCUUUCCUGGUGUUUGCACUGUAAGAAGAUCUGUUGAUGGAAAGUUUGUUAAUGGCAUUCGAAACUUAAAAAAGAGUAAAGAAAAAGUGGGCGAUCAAAUCUUUGUGAAAAAUGCUGUCAGUUUUGUUCAGUCAGAAGGUCUACCAGUGCUGCUACAUGAGGACAAGCUUGUAAUAUACAUGGGUAUCGGUGAUCACUACAUCCUCCCUGAAGACACACGACAGCUGUUUGAAACUUCUAAAGCAAAAGCAAACUCGAAUGUUUUGGUUAUAUCAUGUGACGUUAGCAAAAGCGACUUCCUUGCGUCGAAUUUUUCAUUCUGUUUCGAAACUUCUCCCUGUCAACCUCCACUUCAGCAAAUCACCACCAUGGCUGAGUUUCGAGCAUCGAUCAAACUCAGCAGGAACGCCAAGUUGUGCAAGGGAAUUCAAAUUGUACCGAAAGCCGAUAACACCCCACCUAACUUUCGCCAUGGUAAGAUGAUAAAGAACGGCCGUCUUUUCUCGAGUGCUUGCAACAUGUUAGCGUAUCCACACAAAGGAGAUGUUUGUGUGUUCUGUAAAAAUAUUCGCUGCAACAACAGAAGUUCUAUAGCUUCGAAUAGUUCAGUAGCUUCACAAGAGCACGAUUCUAUGGAAAGUUCCGAUAAAACAAAGGAAGUUCAUGAUGAAAGCGGAAAAGAAGAUGAUAAUCUACCUUCACCAGAUAUUAAGAUUUAUUUUAACAAGACGUGUUAUCCCGGAAUUUACCUGGAUCCAGCUAAAGUGGCAAAGAUAAGCGAGUCCACGCAUCUCGAACGACCUGCCCAGACGUUAAAGAGUUUGAUUGAGCGGCUGAUUGAAGUAUCGUUGAGCAAAGAGAAGUUGUUGGAAAUUAUUGAAGCUGGCUUUGGCGUGAGAAUUUUUAAUAAAGCAAAGAAUAAGGUUGUCAAAAAGGGUUUGUUUCGUUACAACACUCGAAGAAAAGUGAUGCGUUUUUUAAAACGUUUGACAAAACGUUUAAACUGUUGUGAGUUUUUUCUCGGCAUCGACCAGAGAGAUUGUACGGCUAACUGCAGAAAGUCAACACAAACAAAAAAUGAUGGAGCUGUUGAGAAACGUACAGUCACUAGUCCAGUAUCAAUGCCUUCCCGCUCCUCUGUCGUGACCAGUAGCAAGCCACCAGUUCUUAACGCUCUUCCUCCUGGUAAUUUGCAAGUACUGUACCAACUACCAGUGGUUACUACCCCGAAGCCACCUACACCUGGAACGCCACGUAUAGUUGUGCAGCCACCUUCAGACGGUGGCAAUUUGAACCCUCAAAAUAGGUUCCCUCAUGGAACUCAGUUUUUUCUUCCAUCGAGUGGAAGCAAUUUGACGUACAUGGUUAUGACAAAGGAAAAUGCUGUCUCGUCUCCCCGUGCACCUGUCAAUGCCUCCUCAGGAAUCUUCCAACAUCAUCCCCAAACAGUAGUCACCAGUCCUCCAAGUGGUGUAACUCAGAUGAUGGCAAACGUGGCGAAGACUAGUCUCGUUUCGGAUAUUGACGAACCGGCGAAUACUUCUCUCAAUCAAACAUCACAGAUUUCUAUUGUGAAAAGCAGUGGCCAGGCAUGUCAGCAGAUAUUGGUGAAAAAAUCUCUUCCUUAUGAUAGCACUGAAUCCCAUUAUGACCAAACGUCAGACGGACAAAACAUCCGUCAGCCGGGACACGAAAAUCACGGCAUAUUCUCGAUGCACAACCCUAUUGUGAAAGAUCCUCCUCCUUACCACGACGCUGCUAGAAGCUAUGCAACACCGUAUUCGCGUGUUCAAACGAUGAACACCUACGGAAGUGAACAUCAUACUUCACGUCCAACGGGAGAAAAACCUCAACAAAUCCAUGUGCACAAAGUUCAUCACGGCAAUGCUAGGGUAAAAUACGUCGAGUUUAAGCCUGCUCAAGACGGCGGUCCACUCAAGCAACAGAUCGUUGAUACAUCUCACGGUUACGCAACCAAACAAACUGUUUACUAUCCUCCGCAUCCUUCUAAUCAAUCGAACCGUCAUCUCAGUGUUCAUGCUCCUGGUGUAUCACCACGUAGUCCGUUACAUAGUCCACCAGCACUGCGCCCUCCACCCACUGUACCCUCUAGGUCGAUGGCACUAUCCAGUCCUCCUUCACUGGUUCCUUCUCCAGGUUUUGAAUUUGUGAAUAGUAACAUGCAAGCAAAUAACCCUACCAGUAGCGUUGUUAGUCCUGCACAAGUGACCAACAUGAACCACCCUAAGAUUGUUCAAAGCGGAAAGGCAUUUCAUUUAGUUGGCAAUCAAAACAUAAAUCUACCUCGAAUUCCACCAACAUAUCAGAUUGGUCAGCACAACCAAGUAAAUAUGAUACCACGUAAUAAGCCGACGACUUAUCAGUUUGUGCGUACCCCAACGCCUGACAGUCCUACUCCACAGGGACGAACCUCGGGUGUUGUGACGUCAACGGCGGCCACGACAACGGUUACCGUGACAAUGACGUAUAUACCGAUACAAACAUCCACAAAAGAUAAAUUCGUGUAUGUACCUGUCAACUCUCUGCAAAGUGGGCCAGGUCAGCCAGUUGUGUUGUAUCAACAAAAUCAACAAAUAAAAGACGCGAAUGGUAAACCCGUUCUCAUACCUCAACAUUUAAUACAAAACCUUGAAAAAAACGUUCCUUCCAAAGCUCAAAAUUCCUCGUUCACUACUGUGCGUAUACAAGGUACGCAACAAGGGAAUUUCCCCAACGGGGCAUCCACUCCUACGGCAGCGACGACUGUUCCAUUAAAAACUCUCAGAUAUCAGUUUGGCAGUAACAUGAGUCCAGUGGUGAGCAAUGCUGUUAUGCCGCAAAGCCCAUCACCGGCGAGUCGCGCUGAUUCCAAAGACACUCACACUUUUAACAGUGCGCAUAAUGAAAGCAUUAAGAGGGAGGAGAGUGGUCGCAGUCGUGUCAAGACAGAGAAUCAGGGAGAAAUUAUGUCUAUUAUCAACAAUCAAUUACGGAUGGUUCCGCCCAACGUGGGUGUCCAACAGCAAGUAACAACUCCACAUCAAACUGCAGGUGUAAAGAGGAACAAUUUAGGCCUGCCACUAGUUAGUAAAAGUCAUGCGCAGUCGAUGUCUGUAGAUUCGUCACCUUUAACUUCACAAAACCAAGACAACGAAAAUAUGGAUGCUAGAGCGAAGAAAAGAAGAGGAAGACCUCCAGCAACCAAGUUAACUACAAAGCAAGAACAUGUUGCAAGAUCGAAACUUCAAAUGAUACAAGUCAAUCCUUUAACUCCGUCUUCUUCUGUUAAUCCUAUCACACUGGCAAAUAGAGUACUCACUGAAACCUUCUACAAAAAACAGCAACAAUUGCAAAAUCGAGUGAACUUCUUGCAUGAACCAUUGUUAAAAUUACCUGAACUCCCUACGAACCCUGAACUGUGGUCAUCAGAUGAUGUGUAUCGGUUUUUGAGCGAAACAGAUUGCGCUUUAUAUGCUAAUGUGCUGAAGAACGAGGAGAUCGACGGGAAAUCAUUUCUGCUAAUGACUCGUGAAGCUUUAAUGGAAUUCACGGGAUUAAAAUUGGGACCAGCCUUAAAAAUAUCUGGUCAUGCUGCGUAUCUGCGUGCUCGUCAUCGCAUGCAAACUAUGCCGUCAAACGGUUUGCAGCACCAGUCGCCUCACAUACAGGAGAAAAAAAUGGACGAAAAAAGAGAGCGAAAAUCAUACAAGAUUAAACUUAAUGAUACGGUUGCCGAGAAUAAUGCAUCGAUCGUAGAAGAUAUGGAAGUGUGCGAUAGCACUUUACCGGAACCGGAAAAAUCUGAACCUUUGGUAUCAAAGGUUUUAAGUGAGGAUGUUGUAGGCAUAAAUCAAGAAGAUGAGAGGGCAGUCGAGAAGAACCCAAUCAAUUCAGUACCUGAAGAUAUGAGGACCGUCGAGAAAAACCCAAUCAGCUUAGUACCCGAAGUUAUGACGACAGUCGAGAAGAACCUAACCAAUUCAGUACCUGAAGUUAUGAGGACAGUCGAAAAAAACGCAAUCAAUUCAGUACCUGAAGGUAUGACGGCAGUCGUGAAAAACCCAACCAAUUCAGUACCUGAAGUUAUGACGACAGUCCAGAAAAACCCAACCAAUUCAGUACCUGAAAGUAUGACGACAGUCGAGAAAAACGCAAUCAAUUUAGUAUCUACAGAGAGCAAGAAGACCGAUCCUACUGUCAUGGAAAUAAAGAAAGUUGAGAGAGAUAACGUUGCACUAAUAACUAAUAACAUUAAACAACAAGAAAGUAAUUUUCAUGAAAGGGAUAAAGAAAGUUUAAAUGUGACGCAAGCUGAUGCUCACUUUGGUCAUGAAAGGACGUGCGUUUAAUGAAAUCGUUGUGUUUUUUAUGAGAAUGGACACGAAUAGUAAGCAAAUAUACUGGUUUAACGAGAGGUUUUAAAAUUUGGAUCUUGUUCUUGUUAAAAAAAGAAAAUUUCUUAACUAUUAUCAUCUUAAGAAAAUUCUUUAUUUUUUUGUGACUCGUGAAUGAAAUGUUGUAUGGUAUAUAAGUUUUGUGUUUGCAGUAAAUAUUGUUUCUUACAAAAAAGAUACCUAUCUGCUGUUAGUAAUAAAAUAUGAAACUUAUUAUGUUAAGAUUUAACAAAGUCUUUCCAGCACAAUGGCUCUCGCAAAUAAAUGACCGGACAUAUUUUAUACUGAACUGAGUUUAGUUCAAACUGAGAAUCCACUUGACUCGAGUUGGGACAAGACCAUAUUUUUUUUUUUCACUUUUCACUUUAAUUUUUAUUUCUUUGGUUGCAUGCCAAUUAAUUGAAACAGAUCAUCGUAUGGGCGUGUUAACUAGGAGAAUCAGAUGAUAAAUCUCAACGCCAAGUAUGUGCGCGUGUAAACUAGCCCUUAAUAUGUGCGCGUGAAAACUAGACCUUAAUAUUACCACGAGAUAAUGGCACAGGCUUGAGAUAGCUUUGUUAAAUUUAGGGAAACCUAUGAAUUUUUAAAAUCUUCAGGCAACUCAAAAUAAUUUUUCUGUGUUGUAUAUAUAUAUACACGUGCAUACUAUAUGUAGACUAUAUAAAUGGGUAUGUAGGCUAUAUAUUUGACUAUGUUCAGUGGAAGAUAUUGCUUGUUCGGUUAUAA
Hydractinia symbiolongicarpus is the source of this 7753-nucleotide messenger RNA. RefSeq lists its product as uncharacterized. The record is from RefSeq and is a predicted model, not a curated record. The transcript has 25 exons. The coding region runs from base 938 to 6982 and encodes 2014 amino acids. Gene Ontology annotation, cellular component: nucleus. Gene Ontology annotation, molecular function: protein binding. Lineage: Eukaryota; Metazoa; Cnidaria; Hydrozoa; Anthoathecata; Hydractiniidae. Gene Ontology annotation, biological process: regulation of DNA-templated transcription.